Molecule: messenger RNA, 627 nt
Organism: Parastagonospora nodorum SN15
Lineage: Eukaryota; Fungi; Ascomycota; Dothideomycetes; Pleosporales; Phaeosphaeriaceae
Exons: 3
Coding region: 1-627 (208 amino acids)
Biological process (GO): carbohydrate metabolic process
Molecular function (GO): hydrolase activity, acting on carbon-nitrogen (but not peptide) bonds
Source: RefSeq, a predicted model, not a curated record
AUGCGCCUGGGCCAGCUUGCUCUCGCAUACGAUGAUGGACCGUCUCAGAACACCCAGAAGCUCGUAGACACAUUGUCAGCAGCUGGAGCCAAGGGCACUUUCUUCGUUACAGGCUGCAUCUACAACCAAAAGUCCGCACUGCAGAACGCCUACAAAGCCGGCCACCAGAUAGCUUCACACUCGUGGAGUCACCCACAGAACUUUGGCUCGCUUUCUAGCAGCGAUCUCAACACGCAAAUGACUCGCCUUGAGCAGGCGUUGGUCAACAUCAUCGGCGUUAAGCCCACGUACAUGCGUCCACCCUAUCUCGCCACAGGUGGCAACGUCCUCCCCACAAUGAAGAAUCUAGGAUACCGCGUCAUCACCAACGAUGUUGACAGUGGCGACUGGAACAACCAGACCCCGCAGCAGAGCCAGCAGAAGUUCCAACAGGCGGGCACCAGUGGCAAUGGACACAUUUCUUUGAUGCAUGAGACGUACGCCGGGACGGUGAACACUCUCACGCCUUGGUUGAUUACCUGGGCGAAGAACAACAACUUGAAGUUGGUCACUGUUGCCGAAUGCCUUGGUGACACUGCCGCUGGAGCGUACACGAGUGGCACUGCGAAUGGCCAGUCUUCUUGCUAA